AUGAAUGUAUUCAAAAAUGUCAAUCGAUUACAUUUUCCUUGUCUCAAAUCUCUAACACUCUGUCGUUUAUAUAUUUCAAAUGAUAUUCUUAAUUUAAUUAAUUUUCAUGCUCUUCAUCUUGAAUAUUUGAAUAUGACUUUGUUCAUAUCAAGUAAAUGGACUUUACUUCUUAAAUUAAUUUUAUCAUUACCAAAAUUACAUACAUGUUAUCUAAAUCUUGGUAUUAGUUUAUGUCCUAUUAAAUCAUCAAUUUUAUCAACAAGUCCUAUAAAACAUUUGACUUUACUUGGUUCACAUCAAUCUUGUUGUAUGAACAGACUUGGUAUUCUUUUUUAUUAUCUUCCUUAUUUACAUUCAUUACGUAUUGAAUGUGAUCGAUUGAAAUUUAAUGAAAUCAUUCAGAAUCAAUAUCCUAACAAAUUAUUAUCUCUUUCGAUAUUUUCUCUUCAAAUUAAUCAUCUACCAGAAUUAUUUAUUGAUCUAAUUGAUUUUAUAACAACGACAAUGCCUCAUAUAGAAAAAUUAAAAAUCAAAUGUUGUACUCCAUUAAAAAAUCUUGUCUAUGUUAAUAUUUAUCAAUGGAUAAAAGCAAUUAAUUUAUUAAUUCAUUUAAAAAAAUUAAUAUUAAUUAUUAUACCUGAAAAAACAAUUAAAGAAAAAUCUUGGAAUAGACGAAUUGAACAAUUAAUGCAAUUUACUAAUAUGAGACAUAUUACCUUAGAAAUUAUUCCAUUGACAGAACAUAAAAAAUAG
This is a messenger RNA of Rotaria sp. Silwood2, 753 nucleotides long. Lineage: Eukaryota; Metazoa; Rotifera; Eurotatoria; Philodinida; Philodinidae. The record is from the annotation of a GenBank genome assembly.